AACUCAUUGAAAGGCCUAAAAAAGAUAGAAGACUAAUAAAUUUUAUGUAAUGGAAGAAGACCAAUCCGCCCACUCCAUAUACGACGUCCAAUCACAGUGCGUAUCUUUUCCCGUCUGGGUCAAACAACGCUGUUCUGAUUGAACAGAACAUAUGUCAGUCAAACUAAGAGGCCACGCCUCCCGCUGUCCCCGCAAACCCUGGGGGAGAUGAGUGUUCAGGGUUUUUAAAAGAAAUAUACGCUGGAAUAAAGUUAACUUUUUGCGCGAGGAUCAUUACGUUAGAGAGUUUUGCGUACUUUUGUGGAGGGAGCGGGAGAAUUUGUGUAUUUUAAGAAGACUUUUCCAUUCUUUUUUUUUGGGUGUCGUGGUGAAGGAUGGAUGAAAUGCGGCCUAGCGGGGGAGCGGCUGGUCACCUCGGGCUCGCCUCGCUCUUUCCGCCGGGUCUGCAGGCCAUCUACGCGGAGUGUCGCCGACUGUACCCCGAUCAGCCAAACCCGCUACAAGUCACCGCCAUCGUUAAGUACUGGUUAGGGGGGCCAGAUCCUCUGGACUACAUAAGCAUGUACAGGAACGUGGGAUGCCCUGCUCUGGAUGUACAGGAACACUGGCACUAUGUGAGUCUCGGCCUGAGUGAUCUGUACGGAGACAACAGAGUUCAUGAAUUCACUGGUCUUGAAGGUCCUAGUGGAUUUGGCUUUGAGCUUACAUUUCGGUUGAAGAGGGAGCCCGGGGAGACUGCUCCCCCCACCUGGCCAGCCGAGCUUAUGCAAGGUUUGGCUCGGUACGUCUUUCAAUCAGAAAACACGUUCUGCAGCGGUGACCACAUUUCAUGGCAUAGCCCACUAGACAACAGUGAGUCCCGAAUCCAGCACAUGCUGCUCACAGAGGACCCCCAGAUGCACCCUGUACAUACCCCCUUUGGGCUGGUUAGCUUCCUUCAAAUCGUGGGGGUGUGUACAGAAGAGCUCCAGGCAGCACAGCAGUGGAAUGGUCAGGGCAUUUUGGACCUGCUGCGUGGAGUGCGUGUUGCUGGAGGUCCGUGGUUAAUCACUGACAUGAGGAGAGGGGAGACUAUAUUUGACAUUGAUCCUCACUUACAAGAGAGAGUGGAUAAAGGCAUCGAAACGGACGGCUCUAACCUGAGCGGCGUCAGUGCCAAGUGUGCAUGGGAUGACCUGAGCCGACCUCCAGAGGAUGAGGACGACAGUCGCAGCAUCUGCAUUGGAUCGCAGCCACGCAGGCUGUCUGAGAAAGACACCGAACAGAUCAGGGAAGCCUUGAGGAAAGGACUGGAGAUUAACAGCAAGUCAGUCUUACCCCCCAUUAACACUCAGAGACCCCAUCAAGACCGGCCACUAAGUCGUAAGGACAGUCUGGAAAGUGAGAGCUCAUCUGCUAUUGUUCCUCAUGAGCUGGUGAGGACGCGGCAGCUGGAGAGUGUGCACCUCAAGUUCAAUCAGGAGUCUGGAACUCUGCUCCCACUGUGCCUUAGAGGUCGCCUCCUUCACGGGAGGCACUUCACAUAUAAAAGUAUCAAUGGUGACACAGCAAUCACUUUUGUAUCCACUGGAGUGGAGGGUGCUUUUGCAACAGAAGAGCACCCCUACGCUGCUCAUGGGCCAUGGCUACAGAUCCUUCUCACUGAAGAGUUUGUGGAGCACAUGCUAGGCGACCUUCAGGAUCUGAGCGUUCGUGACGAGUCCAAGCUACCAAAGGAAUACAGCUGGCCUGAUAAGAAGCUGAAGAUUUCUAUCCUGCCAGAUACAGUGUUUGACAGCCCACUGCAAUAAGACUGAGAGGAUGUCUCCCAGCCCUCCCACUGUCUUCCCCCCCCCCAGUCUCUAGAGAAUUGCUGAGCCGCAGGGGCUCCAUAGAGACUCGUACUUUUACACAGUUGGAGGAAAUGGACACGUAGACACUUGACUCCCUCUCAGACAGCUGUUGGCACAAGACACUGAAUAUGCCUUUUUCACCAAGUAUUAACUCCAUCAUAGCAUUUAUCCUUCAAAUGUUUCUGUUUAAUGCAUUUUGUCCAAAUGACCUCAUAUCCUUCAUUUUCAGAAUUCUACCUGUGUGCCUGUAGCCUGUACAUAGAAGGUUUUUGAAUUUUUAUGAGAGAAAAACAGGGAAUAGCUUAAUACAAUUUGAUUUUUACUUUUUGUAGACUUUUUUUUUUUUUUUUUUUUUUUUUGGGAGAAAUUUUUGCAUAAGAGGUUGGAUAAAACCAUGUUUACACAGUUUUAGGGUUAGGCAUAGCAAAUUCACAGCCCUGACAAAUAUCCCCAAACCUUUUCUGUGCCACAAGGAAGUACUGAAGUAAUUUUGCUUUGAAAAGGAAAACAUUAUCUUAAAUAUUCAUGUUGUGUGCAAAAAGAUUGAUUAUGCCAAAGGUGUAUUUCCUCAAUUUUAUUUCUAGUGCUAGAAAGAGAUACUACCAAUCAAACCAUGAUUAAUUUGUCUUGUCAAUUGUUAGUACUUUACUGCAUUAUUCAGAAUCGUGCACAUCCAUCACUAAGUCUUGCUAAGAAAUGUUUACAAGCUAAAGUAAACUUUUUAUCAGCAAAACUAAAACAAACUGCUUCUCAUGAAGUCAAGCUGUAAUGAAUCUACCUUUUAUAUCAUGAGUUAUAGAAGUGUGGAAAUUGCUCUCAAAUUAAAUACACUAGUGCCUGUUUAAAACUGAUCAACACUAUCUUGAUGCAAGUUGCUAAUCUAUACCAAAGCCAGUAUUUAAUUUGCAUUCUCAUGUAUUGGAUGUAGGAGAUCAAAAGCCCAUUUUAUUACAGUGGUUUCCCCCGUUGAUUUCUUUAACCGUUUAAAGUGCAAUGGUUAACUUUUCCACCCAUCAUUUCUGUUCUGUUCCAUGUUGUUUUAUGGAUGUAAGCUAAAACGUGUUCGUGGGGACAGGAGUACGUUCACAAGCUGCAUUAGUUCCCCUUUUUUUUUCUCUUUUCUUUUUUAUAAAUACCUGAAGUGCACACUAAACCACAAGUUCCCCCCCCCCCCCCUUUUUUUUAACAGGUGUGUUUAUGUAGUGUAUUGUCUUUUUUUUUUAUAUUCUUUCAAAUCACUAAACUGCCUCUUUUUCUUACCAUUAAAGUGCAUUAAAGUUUAUUUACAUAAAUAUUGUAUAUUCAUAUUGGCAUUUUAAACUGUAUGUAAAACACCAUUAGGUGUAGUGUAAAUAAUUUUGUAAUAUUUUGUGUGCUUAAAAAAAACAAAACAAAAAAACAACUAAACAAAUAAUUUGAGACUACA
Messenger RNA from Ictalurus furcatus (blue catfish), 3258 nucleotides. RefSeq names its product suppressor of fused homolog (Drosophila) (gene sufu). Lineage: Eukaryota; Metazoa; Chordata; Actinopteri; Siluriformes; Ictaluridae. The record is from RefSeq and is a predicted model, not a curated record. Gene Ontology annotation, cellular component: nucleus; cytoplasm. The coding region runs from base 375 to 1790 and encodes 471 amino acids. Gene Ontology annotation, molecular function: transcription factor binding. The transcript is spliced from 12 exons.